CUGGGCUUUACUCAGUGCCAACAUGGUAACUGAAAAGAUAAGAAACCGAAAUGGUCACGCACCAACCUCGUUUUCCCUUGGUCUCUAGGAAUCAGCAUAGCCAAAGUUUGACAUACUUGAUGUGACCUACAGCCCCACUUCAUUCGUCGGCAUGCACGUGCCGACUGCGGUGCUCGAUAUAGGAGUAUCUGGGGCUACUAGGUCAGUUCCCUCUUUAUUCUCAACUUCCACCAUCUCAUGUCUUACUUUGACGAGGAUUCAUACCGUCUUCCAGAAGGUGUAAAGCGGAUUGCGUAUGAUGCUGACACCCAGAAGUACACUUUCCGCGACCAAUCCGGUCAACUUUACCAGAAUUCCUCGGGAGAGAAAUAUGGCGUCCUGAAACCUGUAUCAGCACCCGCCACUCCUCGUCGCAGGGUGACCAUAACAGAACGCAGAGACCCUGCCCUCAUCCGUGCUCGCUCUGUCAAGCGCCUCGCAAAGACUUUCGACGAUUUCCUCCCCCCAGAAUACAUCACCAACGCAGAGGACUCAAGUUCUGCGCCCGACUCUCCCAUUCAAGAUAUCGCGCGGAUGACCCGGAGUAGUACGCUAUCAAAGAUCCGAAGGGGUUCGGAGGUCGCGCGUCCUCGGGAAAGUUCACCUCGCGGGUGGGAGGAUGAUGAGAAACGCCACUUGCUCGACGAUCACACUUCCAGUCCCGCAUCGUAUGCGACUUGUGAAGGUGAUGAGAAAGAGUUGAGUCGCUCGAAUUCUACUGCAUCGUCCUUUCUGUCAUUGCCUAUUAUCGAUACACACAUUAGUUUUGAAUGAUUCAUCCGGUAUGAAUUUAAUUACUACCUUCGUAUGAGUUGAAACCACUGUACUGGACUUGUAUGUAGAACCACUGGACAAUUUUUUGAAGUGGUGGACAAACCAAAGCUCAUUCAAUGGACCUGGCGCUGAUGCGUUGUCCCGCUCAGUAAGUUGGCAGACACGUUAGCCUCAACUGUAC
Molecule: messenger RNA, 994 nt
Organism: Suillus clintonianus
Lineage: Eukaryota; Fungi; Basidiomycota; Agaricomycetes; Boletales; Suillaceae
Exons: 3
Coding region: 238-813 (191 amino acids)
Source: RefSeq, a predicted model, not a curated record